CUAUAGACUAGGUACAUGCUACAUGGGUAGUGGGGAAGAAUCAGGAUUCAGGAUGCUCAAGAUUGUGUCUGCCUUAGAAGUUGGAAGUUCAGUGGUGGUUGUGCGCGUUGUGGGCCGCCAUUGACUUGUGCUCUGCGGUCUGAUUCAAUCCCUGGCUGCACACGUUGCUGGUAAGGUGGAGCUUUAAAGGCAUCUACUAUUACCAUACGGACAAGCUGCCCCGUUCGAGAAGAAGCAAAGGAAUGGACGUUUCAUCCAGUGACGAUGAACCCGAAACGCGAACAACGAAGUUCGUGGGGGCUCGGAAGCAUAGGGAGGCAGCGGAUGAUGACGAUUUGGAUGGUUCAACGAGCGAUAGCAGCGACUCUGACCAGUCGGAAGAGGAAAUGCUCGCUGCCCAAGUGGCAGAUGUUCCUUUUGAGGAGCUGACGGCGAUGAAGGGCGAUGGGCGAGGCACGGUGAAACUGCCCGGUAGAUCAAAACAAGCGGAGCGCUUGAAACGGGCUAAUAAGAAUAGGCCGCGGGAACUGCCCGCCAAGCGUCAAGUGCCGCGGUUUAGGGAGGUCGUUAGCACUGCCAAAAAGGUUAUCAGGGACCCCCGAUUUGAGUCGCUUACAGGGAAGUUCGAUGAGAAGGCCUUCAAGGAGAGUUACCGGUUUAUCUACGAUGAGCAGCUGCCGGUGGAGCGGCAGAGGCUCAAGAAGCUGGUCAAGAAGGAGCGGAACCCCGACCGGAAACACGAGCUGCAGCAACAGCUCGCCAAGAUUGAGGCGCAAAUAAAGGACGAGGCGCGACGGCGGCAGCAGGCAGAGCGGGAGACGGAGCGAAAACGGAAGGCGAAGGACGCCAUCAAACAGGGCAAAAAGCCGUUCUUCCUGAAAGCAGCGGACAAGCGGAAGGAGGAGCUGGUGGAGAAGUACAAGGAGCUCAAGGCCGCCGGCAAGUUGGAUGCGUUCCUUGCGAAGCGGCGCAAGAAGAAUGCGGCAAAGGACCACAGAUUCAUUCCCUACAGGCGGCAAGAGGCUGGAGGAGACAGCUAGCGGGUGCUGCCUUGCAGUUAUUGGUUUGGAUAUGCCACUUCGCGAAACCCCUCCAAAGAACGGCAGACGCUAGCCGUGUUUUCUGUCCAGAACAGUUUCUUUGUCCUGCUCGCAGUCGAAAUUGCCUUUGAAAAUUUGAAUGGAUGAUUUGCGUCGAUUCGGCCAAUCUUACCGUAAGCUCACAAGUGGUUGUCUACUUUUUUGUGAGUUGAGCGCAGUCUAUUCGAUGAACAGUACUCCAUUAUUGCACUGCAAUCAGUCCC
This is a messenger RNA of Klebsormidium nitens, 1303 nucleotides long. The record is from the annotation of a GenBank genome assembly. Lineage: Eukaryota; Viridiplantae; Streptophyta; Klebsormidiophyceae; Klebsormidiales; Klebsormidiaceae.